Molecule: messenger RNA, 1911 nt
Organism: Zea mays
Lineage: Eukaryota; Viridiplantae; Streptophyta; Magnoliopsida; Poales; Poaceae
Exons: 11
Coding region: 82-1707 (541 amino acids)
Biological process (GO): maturation of SSU-rRNA
Cellular component (GO): cytosol
Molecular function (GO): ATP binding; nucleic acid binding; RNA helicase activity
Source: RefSeq, marked validated
CCCGCAACAAUUACAGAGAGAAGCAGGGUUGCCUAGGGUUUUAGAGCAAAGGCGGGGUCUCCGCGGCGGCGACGGCGAGCCAUGGAGAACACGAAGCUCUCGUCGGCGCUAUUCGCCGGGACCCACUUCGACCGCAAGCGCUUCGCCGCCGACUUCGCCCGGUUUCGUAAAGGCCCGGCUCUCCCAUCCGCCGCCACCCCCUCCGCACCGUCCCCGGAGAAGAAGCGGAAGCGCAAGAGCGGCAAGGCAAAGGCGAAGAAGAAUAAGAAGAGAGCCCAGGAUGCGGCGGCCGCCGCCUCGUCGGAUUUUGUGGAGGGGUUCAGCGUGUUCAAGGGAUUGGCUGAUAAUAAUGCGGAGCUGCGUUCUGAGAAGGUGGAUAUGAGGAAAGAUGAUGAUUCGGUGGCUGUGAGGAGACGGAAAGAGAUUGAGAGGGAAUUCGAGAGAGCUGCAGUUCUUCGUAAGAGGUUUGAUAUCCACAUUGCCGGGCAAAAUGCUCCAGCACCACUUGAGAGCUUUGAAGAAUUGAUUUCAAGGUAUGGUUGUGAUUCUUAUUUGGUUGGAAACUUGUCAAAACUUGGUUUUCAAGAACCUACACCAAUUCAAAGGCAGGCCAUGCCCAUUCUUCUUUCGGGUAGGGAAUGCUUUGCGUGUGCACCUACUGGUUCUGGCAAGACAUUGGCUUUCUUGUUUCCACUUCUUAUGAAAAUUAAGCCAGGAUCAAAAGGUGGUGUUAAAGCCGUGAUUCUUUGCCCAACAAGGGAAUUGGCUGCACAAACUGUGAGAGAAUGCAAGAAGUUGGUUAAGGGGAGGAAGUACUAUAUUAAAUUGAUGACCAAAGAGCUGUCCAAAUCAGGGAAUUUCAAAGAUAUGCACUGUGAUAUCCUUGUUUCCACCCCUCUUCGUUUGGACCAUGCUGUGAAGAAAAGAGACCUUGAUUUAAGUAGUGUGGAAUACCUUGUCUUGGAUGAAUCUGAUAAACUUUUUGAGCUUGGAUUUGUUGAAGUGGUUGAUUCAGUUGUAGAAGCCUGUUCCAAUCCUUCAAUAAUUCGGUCUCUGUUCAGUGCCACUUUGCCCGAUUCAAUUGAGACUCUUGCACGCACUAUAAUGCAUGAUGCCAUUCGAGUCAUUGUCGGCAGAAAGAAUUCGGCCUCUUCACUGAUUAAGCAAAAGUUGAUUUUUGCUGGAACUGAGAGGGGAAAGUUGCUAACUCUUCGCCAAAACUUUCAAGAGUCUCUCAAUCCUCCAGUAUUGAUUUUUGUCCAAAGCAAAGAGAGGGCCAAAGAGCUUUACAAAGAACUGGCAUUUGAUGACAUUAGAGUUGAUGUAAUUCAUGCAGAUCUCAGUGAGCAGCAGCGUCAAGAUGCUGUUGACAAUUUGAGAGCUGGAAAGACCUGGGUACUGAUAGCAACGGAAGUCAUUGCCCGGGGAAUGGACUUCAAAGGUGUCGCCUCUGUGAUAAACUACGAUUUUCCGGAGUCGGCUGCUGCCUAUAUUCACAGGAUAGGGCGAUCCGGAAGAGCCGGUAGGUCCGGGGAGGCUAUCACGUUCUUCACAGAGGAGGACAAGCCAUUCUUGAGGAAUAUCGCCAACGUGUUGGUAUCUUCAGGCUGUGAAGUGCCUUCCUGGAUAAUGGCACUGCCAAAGCUCAAGCGAAAGAAGCACAGAGUGGAUAGGGACCCAAUCUCCUACCUACCUGACGAAGUUUGAGAGCGGCUUGGUAAGAUGCUCUAUUUAUUUAUUUUUGUGGGGAGGGGGGGAUAUAUAACACAGGCUGUCCAGAGUGGUACUUUAACCAUGCACUUCCGAGAGGUGGCACGUUGGCUUCAGUUUUCCCUGUUUGAGCAGUGCACCGAUCAGUUUGUUUAGCCACAACCCAAGACGAGGGAUCAGUAUAUCUUUGUUAAUUGGAGU